This is a messenger RNA of Lottia gigantea (owl limpet), 1830 nucleotides long. RefSeq lists its product as hypothetical. Bases 1 to 1830 code for a protein of 609 amino acids. NCBI's taxonomy places the organism in Eukaryota, Metazoa, Mollusca, Gastropoda, Lottiidae. The transcript has 2 exons. The record is from RefSeq and is a predicted model, not a curated record.
AUGGCAAAUAGAAUACUAGAUCCAAUCUUGAGAUUAUAUGAUCCGAUUCGUUAUUCGUUUAACAAGAAAAAAGAGGAUUAUAUUAUCAUCUCACCAACUGUUGGUUCUAAAUCCCAAUUGAAUGAUGGUGGUAGAAUUACCUUCGAAAUAAAUUCAUUAUCGAAUUGGUUGCUUCUUUCCGAUGCUUAUUCCAGAUGCGAUUUCAAAAUUAAAGAUGGAACUCAGAAUCAAGUUCCACAAACUAAUACAACGUUAGAAAAUAAUUUCUUUCCAUCUUUAUUUAGCGAGAUGGUUUUGGAUGCUGGUUCAAAUCCGAUAGAAACAAUCAAACACCCUGGGGAAUUCGACACAAUGUUGAAAACAGUUUUAUAUCCUAAAGAUUUCGAUUCAGUCUCAGGUUGGAUACCCGAUGUUGGUGAUGGAAGUGUUUUAAAAGAACCGGUAAGAAAUGUUGCAAAUGAUGCCGAUUUAGAUAGAGUGAGAGUUGUUGCUCGAAACACAAUAGAAAGAGUAGGACGAGCAGCUAAUCAUGGAUUCGAAAAACGAGUACUUCAAUAUAAUAAUAUUGUUGAGAAUAAUAGGUGGGGUAAUUACGUAAAUUGGAAAUUAUAUCCUUUAUUCGGUCUGUUGGAACAUAAAAAAGUUUUCAUAGGGUUACCAUAUAAAAUUCAUCUACAAAGAGAAAUCAACGAUGAUAAGAUAUUCUUUGGAGAGAAUGGUUCAGAUGCAAAAUUAGAAAUAACGAAUCUCCAACUUUUCAUACCCGUAAUAACACCAUCAAUUGAAGUAGAAACGAGAAUAUUCAACUCGUUAACUAAAGAUAUCGAAAUAGCUUUUCUUCAUCGUAACACGGUAGGUAGCAUGACUUUAACUGGAGAAUCCACCACAUGGCCAAUCACUAACACUAUAAAACCAGCAAGAUAUUUAAUGGUUGGUUUCAAGAACUUACCAGAUUCUCAAACGAAUAACAAUAAUGUCUUCAGAGUGGCAAUGAACCAAACUCAAAAUCCUUUAAUCCAUAAUGUUCAAGUAAGAUUAAACAACGAUAAUUAUCCUAACCAACCUUUAACAAUUAAUCCAACCACAAAGGAUUAUAAUGAAUUGUAUAGAAACUAUAAAAAUAUGUGUGAAUUAUUUGGAAAUCUGCCUCAGUUUGAAUAUGUAGAUUUUGCACUUAAUCAUCCAAUCUUCUGUUUUGAUCUAUCAGCUCACCAAGAAGAUCUUUUCAAAACAGGAGUCAACAUAAAUAUUCAUAUUGAAAAAACACAAGGAGAUGUAACAGGUUAUUGUUUAUUAUUGGAAGAAGCAAAACAUUUAAUUAAAAUAGCAGAUAGAAGAAUGAUAAGAAUUGAAGACGAUAUAGACUUAGAAAGAAUUGACGCGAACGCAAAAGAAGGUGGAUUUAUAUUUUCCCUACCUUUAAUAUUUGCUGGUAUUACCGCGGCGGCUACAGUGGCUGGUGCUACAGCUGGUGGAGUAAGCGUUGUCAGCGAAAAGAAAGCUGCUAUUGCAGAAGCUGCUGCUACAAAAGCUACCGAAGAAAAGAAAGCAGCCGAAGAACAUAAACAUAAUUUAAAAAUGGAAAAGUUGGCAGCAGAGGUUAAAAAACCUAAAACGGAAAAGAAAGGUUCAGGAGUAGGAGAUAUGAUAGGCACAAUAAAAGAAUUUGGAAAAAGAUUUAGUGAAGAAACCAAGAAAACUGUUAAACAAGGAUUAAAUAAAUUAGUAGAUAGUAUUGACACAGGAGAAAUCAAAGUCAAACAUAAGGGUAAUGGAAUAUUUUUAAAAAAAUAUACGCACUGGAGAAGGAAUAUAUCUUUCAAAGUAUAA